AUGAGCCUAAAAGUAGGACAAGAGGACACAGGUGGACGCUGGAAACACAACCUCACCCUCAAGGCUCCAGCACCAGACAACCUCACCCUCAAGGCUCCAGCACCAGACAACCUCACCCUCAAGGCUCCAGCUCCAGACAACCUCACCCUCAAGGCUCCAGCACCAGACAACCUCACCCUCAAGGCUCCAGCACCAGACAACCUCACCCUCAAGGCUCCAGCACCAGACAACCUCACCCUCAAGGCUCCAGCACCAGACAACCUCACCCUCAAGGCUCCAGCACCAGACAACCUCACCCUCAAGGCUCCAGCACCAGACAACCUCACCCUCAAGGCUCCAGCACCAGACAACCUCACCCUCAAGGCUCCAGCACAAACACCUCACCCUCAAGGCUCCAGCACCAGACAACCUCACCCUCAAGGCUCCAGCACCAGACAACCUCACCCUCAAGGCUCCAGCACCAGACAACCUCACCCUCAAGGCUCCAGCUCCAGACAACCUCACCCUCAAGGCUCCAGCACAAACACCUCACCCUCAAGGCUCCAGCACCACACAACCUCACCCUCAAGGCUCCAGCACAAACACCUCACCCUCAAGGCUCCAGCACCAGACAACCUCACCCUCAAGGCUCCAGCACCAGACAACCUCACCCUCAAGGCUCCAGCACCAGACAACCUCACCCUCAAGGCUCCAGCACCAGACAACCUCACCCUCAAGGCUCCAGCACCAGACAACCUCACCCUCAAGGCUCCAGCUCCAGACAACCUCACCCUCAAGGCUCCAGCACAAACACCUCACCCUCAAGGCUCCAGCACCACACAACCUCACCCUCAAGGCUCCAGCACCAGACAACCUCACCCUCAAGGCUCCAGCACCAGACAACCUCACCCUCAAGGCUCCAGCACAAACACCUCACCCUCAAGGCUCCAGCACCAGACAACCUCACCCUCAAGGCUCCAGCUCCAGACAACCUCACCCUCAAGGCUCCAGCACAAACACCUCAACCUCAAGGCUCCAGCACCAGACAACCUCACCCUCAAGGCUCCAGCACCAGACAACCUCACCCUCAAGGCUCCAGCUCCAGACAACCUCACCCUCAAGGCUCCAGCACAAACACCUCACCCUCAAGGCUCCAGCACCACACAACCUCACCCUCAAGGCUCCAGCACCAGACAACCUCACCCUCAAGGCUCCAGCUCCAGACAACCUCACCCUCAAGGCUCCAGCACAAACACCUCACCCUCAAGGCUCCAGCACCAGACAACCUCACCCUCAAGGCUCCAGCACAAACACCUCAACCUCAAGGCUCCAGCACCAGACAACCUCACCCUCAAGGCUCCAGCACCAGACAACCUCACCCUCAAGGCUCCAGCACCAGACAACCUCACCCUGAAGGCUCCAGCACAAACACCUCACCCUCAAGGCUCCAGCACCAGACAACCUCACCCUCAAGGCUCCAGCACCAGACAACCUCACCCUCAAGGCUCCAGCACCAGACAACCUCACCCUCAAGGCUCCAGCUCCAGACAACCUUACCCUCAAGGCUCCAGCACAAACACCUCAACCUCAAGGCUCCAGCACCAGACAACCUCACCCUCAAGGCUCCAGCACAAACACCUCACCCUCAAGGCUCCAGCACAAACACCUCAACCUCAAGGCUCCAGCACCAGACAACCUCACCCUCAAGGCUCCAGCACCAGACAACCUCACCCUCAAGGCUCCAGCACAAACACCUCACCCUCAAGGCUCCAGCACAAACACCACACCCUCAAGGCUCCAUGUUACGGCCAGCCUGGGCCAGUAACCGGGUUCUUUCGGACACUCAAUAGAUCGGUAGUGUUCAUCAAAUCCCGGCAAGUCCACUACGUUCAGGUACACGUUGUCCGCACUCAAUGGCAAUCACCACUUAAUGGCAAUCACAGUGCAGAGGUGGCCAGCUCUCGUCAUGUGCGCGCCAAAAUCUUGGCGGGUCCUAUGUUGGCAGUUGGAAUAAAAAGCGCGGCAAGUGAGUCGGGCUGGCAUUUGUUGGCGCGCUCCAGUCGCCUUGCUGCCGACACCGCAGCUGGAGCGAGCCCUUCGCUGCACCUCCUUAUGCUACUCUCAACUCUAUGA
Messenger RNA from Procambarus clarkii (red swamp crayfish), 2112 nucleotides. NCBI's taxonomy places the organism in Eukaryota, Metazoa, Arthropoda, Malacostraca, Decapoda, Cambaridae. The record is from RefSeq and is a predicted model, not a curated record.